Molecule: messenger RNA, 4556 nt
Organism: Babesia bovis T2Bo
Lineage: Eukaryota; Apicomplexa; Aconoidasida; Piroplasmida; Babesiidae
Exons: 1
Coding region: 62-4495 (1477 amino acids)
Source: RefSeq, a predicted model, not a curated record
UCAUUCCACUAAAGGGUGUAUAUUCCUUACAAAGCCAGUUGACAUUCGCCAGAUCGACCAUAUGUCUGAUGACCUGGUUGAGGAUACGCUAGGUCCCCUCCUUGGCGUUAGCGAUUGGUUAGACUGGCUAAAAGACAGAAAUGAGGUGUAUUAUUAUGCCCAGAAUGGACAAUAUGGUGACUUUUCUGGUUUAAUUUUUAACUUCAGCCCGGAUUCGUCAUCUUUGCCAUAUCGCGGUGGUAAGGGGCAACUGUCGAAGCGAUGUGCGAAUGAAAACGAAUGUAGUAGGGAUAGAUCGGUCGCUAGAUCAGGUGUUAAUCCUGUGACAUUUGCCAAGGAUGAUGAAAGACCUGAUUAUGCUUCACUGAUUAGAGUAGAAACACAUGAAGGUUUUAAUAGAUCACAACAAACACAAGAACUGGUUGACAAAUCUUCUACAAGACAUGAUGUUACGGAUAUUCUUUCUGACGAAGCACAUACUAAUCUGGAUGCUCAAACAUUUUUAAAUACCUUUGGUAUGGUUGAUGAUAUUCACCUUAAUUACCACUGGAAUAAAAUUGAUCCACGUAUUUUAAAAUUAGCACGAAACCGUGGACUUGAGCCUACAACGUUAGGUCAUGUACUUCGCAGGCGUGAAAAGCUUUGGGCAAAAAUACAGUGCAUUGACAAAAGCGCAAGGUCUGAUUUUGAGAAGCAUCUUGAUUUAUAUCAGCAGCAGUUUGAACACUAUAGCAAAUCAACUGACGGUUGGGUGAGUGUAACCACUGAGCAUAAAAGAGACCCACUUUUCGAACAACCUCAUACUUAUUUAACAGGGAUUCAAAACUCGUUGAAAGGGAAUGAAAAAGCAACAGAAAAAUCAAACUCUAACCAUAAGGGAAAGAAAAAGCCGUCUGAGGAUUCGGUAAAAAACUCAAAAGGAAUAAGUGUUCUUCCCAGGGGAAGAUACAACUGGAACAAUGUUAUUUUUACCCCCAAUAUCGGUGACUCCAGUGACCUAAUUCGUCGGUAUGGUAAAAAAACUGCGCGUCUCUACAAAAAUCUUUAUGAUUGUUUAGUUCAUGGCUGGGUACACCCUGGACUAGUGGUUUGUGAGGUGAAGGAUGCUACUCAUCCAAUACGUUUUGCUACGCCACCUGAUCAAGAUUGCUACACUGUUAUAUAUGCUGGUCCUACAAUUCUGGAUACGGCAACACAGCGAGUUGUGUUCGGUGAAUAUACUGGCGUGGUUUACCGCGAAGAGUCUCUAGAGGACUCAUUAUUUGAAUAUGCUUUCGAGCUGAACUUUUCCACAGCAGCUUGGAUAAAUGCAGAUUUUGAUUAUUAUGAAGAAUCCGCGGAUAUUACGAAUCGGGGAGAUCAGGUUCUGCUUCCAAAUACAUCGAAAUACGUUUUAGACAGCAGUCGGGCGUGCAACGAACUCAGUUUGGUCAAUCAUUAUCAAUCUAUCAAAGCAUAUGGCGGUGAGAAAUGGCCAUUUCCGAAUUGUGAAUGGCAGCAAGUGUUUUUAGAUGGUUGGCCACAUGUUGUUUUAACCUCCAAGCUAGGAGUUUCUAUCAAACCUGGAGACGAACUGGUGGCCGAUUUUGGCGCUCUUUGGUUUUCGAAAGUUGAAGAAACUGCCCACAAAGCCAUUCGCAAUGAGAUUAUUCAAUACAGACUUGGAACCAUCGUACCAUCAACUUCCAUUCAGCAAUUGGAGGUUCCACAACGGCCACUUUCCAGUAUUGACAUAGGGCUAAAAUCCAAUACUUUGGCUGCAGCUGCAGCUGUCUGCAGCAUAUGUUACAUUUCUUCGGAUGAUAUGUGUGAGUUGUCGAAUGAAAUAAAUGACGGAGAUUACGAAUCUGUGUCAUGUGAUGGUUGUGAUCGUUUUUUCCACAUACGUUGCAUUAGAUCUUUGAAUAAAGCAUCAGCGGUAAACCUUGUGAAGGAUGGAUUGCGCUGCAAAUGGGUUGUUUCUGAUACAUACAAAGGAAUUCCUCAGGGGUCCGGCAAGUUUUACUGCAGUUAUUGCAGGCAUUUAGCAAAGAAGAUAUACAUGCAUGACACUGGGUAUGAUUAUAUGCCACUGUUGUCUAGUGUUGAAGACAGAUACACAUCCUCUAAACGUAUGUCACCUCAUCGCAAUGUUGACGUAGGUUUAUAUAACAAGCCUCACGACAUAACCAAAAAAUGUGCUCUACCAGCCUCUAACACAGUUUCGUUAAAUACUAUAUCAGGCAAUGUCAAUAGUUUGGCUCCAAUAUCUUGUCGGAUGCGCACUCUGGCUAACCCAACCUACGUUGAUUUAAAUAUGGUUGAUCAUGACAAACCAUCGGGAAGCGAAGAAAUACAGCAAACACUAACGGACUCGAAUACAAGUGAAUCCGUAAUAUCAUCAUCUAGUCAAUCGGAAUAUGAAACUCUGCAUAAAAAUGGAGCAAAGGAGAAUUUGACAGACGAUCUACAACAGUAUGAUGGUAAGAAUUCUGUAGAGUCUGGGAGUCACCAACAACUGAAUUCACCAGCUACAAAUAGAUUGGGAGGGCUUCACGAUACCAUCCGCUGUGUAACGUGUAUGAGGCCAUUGAAACAAAAUGUAUCAGAUACAAAUCAGCUGACUAACACUCAUGACUCAGUUAGCAAAGACAAAGUAUUGCUUAACAAUUACGAUAGCGUAAAACAGUCCCUUGUUUCAUCUGGAAAUAUGUCUAUCACAAGUGGAGCAUCACAUCAAUCAACGGCAACGCUUCAAAAUAAUGAGGCAGAACUCAAAUUGAAUAGUGCAAAGGAGUCGUCUUCCAGUGAACCACAUCGAGUUGCUGAUACCGUGAAUGAAUCGCAGCAUAGUUUUGAAUGUCUGAUAAGCGAGCGUCACACUGAAAAUAUAUCAGGUGACAAGCAUAGGAGGCCACUUGAAAAGGAUAUAAAUGUAAACACCGUUGCAGAUACGGUGCAAUUAGACUUAUUUGAUGAUGAAGACCCAAUGAAAAGCAUAAAGUUGGUCAAUAGAAAUAAGAAACCAGCUAUCAUUGUCAAUACUUCCCAAUGGAUCCCAACGGAAAACAUAGAAAGGGCUAUACAUUUUUUCAAAGCCAUUGAAAAACAUCACAACAAUACGACGUUAUUAUCGUCUUUUGAUGGCGCGGUUAAUUCACGUAUAGGCGAAGACACGACUUUGGUGGACUAUCUUGGUUGUAAAUAUCUCGCUGGUAUGUGGCAAGUUGAACCAUUUGCGCAUUUUGGGGACAGCGUUAAGCUAUGUACGGAAUGUUACAAUGACAAAGGUCCCAAGGCAAAUGUUUAUGUUUGUCGUUUGUUGAAGCGUCAUUUAGGUGGUAAUUUCGAUCACCCAAUGAAUACCACUCCAUCACAGAUGCGCGAGCUUGUUCUAAUGGCCUAUGAACAGCAUGUACAGAUGUUACUGAGAUUGUUGGUAUUAAAGAACGUUGCCAUUAACUUUUUAUGUCGAGUGUGUUGCCAUUUCAUAGCCAAGCAGUUAUUUCUACAGAAAAAGAAGAAUUACCCACCCUUACCUUUCCCAAGUUAUUACAUGGGAAAAAAGUUAGGAACACCUGAAGGUCUUUUGACGAAGCCCAUGGGAAUGAUUUCGAAGGAAAAAAUUGAGGGCAAGGAACCACUUGAUGAUGAUCAAAAGGAGGUAUUGCAAUCGCAUUUAGUAUCAUUUGUAACAUCGGUGAAAAAUGCGGUGGUUGAGGUACCCCUUAGUUCCACUUCGGAUCCAUCGAUAAGCUUUGAGAUGUUGGUUCAAAUGGGCGCGUUAAGUGAUGAAUUUACACGUUUGAUGAAUUGUAAAGAUAUUUGUGAAUAUUUAAAUGACUUGAUGUCACACAAGGUCCUUGAUGGUGAUAACAUCCCAGGUCAGUUGCAACAAAUGUUAACAGGGGACGAGUUAUCACGUUUCAUGUCAUUUAAACAUCUUUCUGAGCGUUUUCCAGGCCCUUUCGUGGCAUCACAAACUGCUUAUACCAAUGCGAAGAAACGGCAACGUGGGCAUGCUGACUCCUCCUUAUUCAACAUACAACCUGGAUUCUCAUACAUUUAUCGCCAAUUUAAGGAUGGGUAUUACAAGGGAAUCAUAACAAAUCUGGUCGACGGUUCUGAAUACGGUACCCCGGGAUUCCAGGUUGGAUAUAGUGAUGGUGAUGAUGAAGUUAUCACUCAUGAUGAUUUGAUAGUUGAGAUUAUAGACAACUUGCAGCACAUGGAAUCAGUAAUUAGAAAACUUUCGCCUAAUGACAUGCGCAAUGAGGACAUAUUGAAAGCGGUCAGUGAAAAACAGACUACUAUUUCUGUGAUCAGUCGAAAAGUUAGGCGUGAUAUGAUGCAACAUCUAAUUCCUUCGAAAAAUACAGAAAUAUCUAAAAAACUUGAUCGAUGUAAUAACAGUUACUCAGUGGGCGACGAAGAGGAUGGUGAAUCAUCAUACGGUAGAGGCUCCAAACGAAAACUUUCGAAUGACGACAAUGAAUUAUCCGACAAAACACUAUGAGGUCUCAAUAAUUUCAUUGCGUUAAGAACAUACUAAAUGUGUAUACUCUAUGAGCAGAAUU